GCGGAAUGCACUGAAGGGGGUGCUGCUGCCCAGGAGGCGGGGCCAGGCAAUGGUGAUCCUUCACUUCCCCAGGUUUAUGCCCCACCCCCUUCAUAUCCUCCACCUGGACAAGCCCCGCCCACACCUGCUGCCCGACUGCCACCCCUCGAUUUCAGCGCUGCUCAUCCAAAUUCAGAAUAUGCAGAUCAUCAUCAGCUGAGAGUCUACCAGGGCCCUCAGCACGACGGGACGGAGUCUAUAACUGCCAGUAACACGAGAACGCCAGAUUUUGGGACAAUGCGCCGCCGCCGUGGAGGGAGGGGUCAAGGGGGGCGGUCAGACGGGAUGAUGACCCCUCCCCCCCAUCUAUGUUUUCCAGGUCCAGUCAGAAACGCACUCUGCAUCGUGACGUGAAUUCAUCACAUACCUUCCCAUCACACCCUCUCUCAAUCUGCCACUUUUCCCCAAAUCCCUCCCUGGCCUGUGUCUCUGGAUGAAUGUGAUGAUGAUGAUGAUAAUUCAGCAGUAUUUCCUGUGUGACACGUGCUGUUGUAGUCUUUACAGCUAGCAAUCAGCCCGGCCGGCUCAGAGUGAACCAUAACCACGAUAUGUCUGCGUGUGUGGAUGGGAUGAUUCUCUGGCACCCGUGACGUCUGACCCACAGUCUCUCAGUGUUUCUGUGGCCUCCGGUAGCGGAGCUGCAGGAGGAAGUGACGAGGAAGGAGGCGGGAAGGCUCAACCUAAAAGGCUCCAUGUUUCCAAUAUCCCUUUUAGGUUUCGAGACCCAGACUUGAGGCAGAUGUUUGGGCAAUUUGGCAAGAUUCUAGAUGUAGAGAUCAUCUUUAAUGAGAGAGGAUCCAAGGGUUUUGGAUUUGUGACGUUUGAGAGUGCAGUGGAAGCAGAUCGAGCCAGAGAGAAGCUCAACGGUACGAUCGUGGAGGGAAGGAAGAUUGAGGUGAACAACGCUACAGCAAGGGUGGUAACAAAAAAGCCCCAGACGCCAUUAGUUAAUGCUGCCGGGUGGAAAAUCAAUCCAGUAAUGGGUGCCAUGUACGCCCCUGAACUUUAUACAGUUGCCAGCUUCCCCUAUCCCGUUCCCACACCAACCUUGGCCUACAGAGGCUCUGGUCUCCGUGGACGAGGUCGAGCAGUUUACAACACAAUCCGCUCCGCAGCCGCCGCUGCCACACCAGCUGCAGUGCCAGCCUACCCAGGAGUGGUGUAUCAGGAAGGACUGUAUGGUGCUGAGGUCUAUGGAGGAUAUCCAGCCACAUAUCGAGUGGCCCAGUCGGCCUCAGCAGCUGCAACCGCCACAUACAGUGAUGGAUAUGGAAGAGUCUAUGCCACAGCAACAGACCCCUACCAUCACUCCGUGGGACCCACAACCACUUAUGGAGUUGGAACAAUGGCCAGUUUAUACCGUGGUGGCUACAACCGCUUCACACCAUACUGAUCAAAACAAUUCUCUGGAAGUUGACUGAGAAAAAAAACAAGACUUCCUCAUUAAAUCACACUGUGCUGAAGAUCUGUUUGAAGUUGAGACUGUAAAUAAUGACAAUAUUUAUUUAGGGGGGGAAUAGAAUCCAACCUAAAAUUUUGAAUAAUUAUAUUUAAGGAUUUUUAUUUAAUUCCUAAUUUAAGAGCCCAACUCCUCCCUCCUAACACUUAUCAGACUGUCUAGCUGAAUAUGGUGUUGUUAUCUGCAGUACAUAUAGUAAAAUCAUCACAGUGCCAUUGUAUGAACUGUAUGAGGUAAAACCUCUGGAUCUGUUGCAUUGUUUCGAGUGCUGAUAUUCAGUUGAAAGACUCUAUAGAGAAACUUCCCCCAAACUGUCUCUGGUAUGUAUAGGGCUGUGUGUUUGCUGGAGUGCCUUUGGUUUGUUUGAGUGUGUGGAUUUUUCUGCUGUCACAAGCAAUACUGUGAGAUACAGCAAUGGCACUGGGAUGGGUGGUAUAUUUUGUCACAAUGUAAUCUACCUCCGAGCUAAACAUCUCUUUAUUCUUAAUUAAUGCAAGCCUGUCAUUUGUUUCAAAAUAUUUUUAUGUAUAAAAGAAAAUCUCCUGUGCUUUGCCUCGCUCUGAUGUCCUCCUGUCAUUUCCUUGUCAGGCUUUGCUGUUUAGCUUUAUCUGGUCUUUUCACUGUGCUUCUUUCUGUUCCUUUUCUGCUGUGUGUGAUUCUAAUGUUUUUGCGUUUAACAAUAUAACUUCUGGAUUGCUCUA
Molecule: messenger RNA, 2199 nt
Organism: Danio rerio (zebrafish)
Lineage: Eukaryota; Metazoa; Chordata; Actinopteri; Cypriniformes; Danionidae
Source: RefSeq, a predicted model, not a curated record